AUGCAUUAUUAAUAAUUGUAAUAAAAUUCCCCAAAUAUUAAAUGUCAAUAUGCUUAGCAUGAAGAAAUGCCAUGUAUAUAUAUUUGCAUUGAUAGUAACUGCAAAAAAAAAAAAAUCGCUUGUUUUCGUUGUUUUUAAGAAGAAGAAUAUCAUUAAAAUCAUCAAGGAAUAACAAUUGAAGAGUUUAACUAAAAAGUUCAUUAUAGAUUAGAGAACAUUAACAAAUUGUUAAGCACUCUAAAAACUUUUUAAGAGAAAAAUGCAGAAUUCAAUAAAUUGAUAGCAGGUUAGGUAGACUAUGCUAAAAAACUUAUUAUGGAGGGUGAAAAGUAUUAAUAAAUAAGAGAACUAUAAAAAGAAGAAAAAAUUCACUUUUAUUUCAGGCUAGAUUAAGAUCAUUAUGCUCCAUAUUUGCAAUAACAAAUAGACAAAAUUAUACAAAUAAUCCAGAAAAUUUCUAAAUUAUCUAAAAUAAAUUUUUAAUUUGAAUAUAAUGAAGAGGAUAUUAAUAAGAUUAAGAAUAAUGUUAUUAACAAAUUUAGAGAGAAAAAAGAAAAAGAAUAUUUAAUAGAAGAAUUAAAGAAAAAAUCUAUAAUUGAUUAUUAACAAAUGUUAAAUGUAAAAGUGAGCCCUGAAGCUUAUUAUUACGAUGCCAUUAUAGAAUUAAAUAAAGGAUUAAAACAAUGUCCAACUAAUUGCAAUUUAAUUUCUCUCAAAUGUACAUGUCUAACAAAUUUAAAAUAGGUUGAGAAGGCCAUUUAAUUUAAUGAAUAUGCUUUUUAAAUUAAUUAGAAUGAUGAAACGGUUCUACUGUUUAGAGCUAAAUUGAAGAUGGAAGCAGAGGAAUAUGAUGAAUGCAUAAAAUUAUAUGAUCUGGCAACUGAACCUAAUAAGUAUUUAGCAUAUUAUAAAUGUAUUUCCUUGUUAUUUAUUUUAGUGGAUUCAUUAAAAAAAUAGCAAAGGGUAGUAGAGUUCGAAAAAUUUUAAAAUGAAUGCCUAAAAUUAUUCGGAAAUGAGUUUAUGAAAAAUUAUAAGACUCAUGAAGUAGGGUCAGGUCAAAUCAAGAGUUAGCAAUUACCUUCAUAACUAUAAUGGUGA
Paramecium tetraurelia is the source of this 1098-nucleotide messenger RNA. RefSeq lists its product as uncharacterized. Gene Ontology annotation, molecular function: protein binding. The record is from RefSeq and is a predicted model, not a curated record. The transcript has 2 exons. Lineage: Eukaryota; Ciliophora; Oligohymenophorea; Peniculida; Parameciidae.